UUACAAAAAAGCAGCAGCUCUUGCCUCUCCCGGCUGCUCACUGGCACUGUCCUCAUUCUCCCCCCAAACAAAAAAAACAAAAAACACUUUGGAAUCUCUCUGCCAUCUCUGAAUGAGUAUUUGCCCUAUAGUGUAAGGCUGAGCUGAAGCACGCCAACCUACCAAGUACAACUGCUCUGCUUUGGACCGUGAGCCCUUCCCCAGCCCCGCACCACUAUAGCCGUAACCAUGGACCGCAUGGAGCUGAAGAAAGUCUGCAUGGAGGCAGACGAUGACAGCACAGACAGUUUGGACGACCGAUUCACAGAGCCCAUCGACUCUGAGAAGGCCACCAUCAACAGUCACUUCCUGGAUGAGGAUGAGGACGCAGAGAGCCACAAGUUUCUCACUAAUGGGAUUAUGAAGAAGAAGAAGUAUGAGGAGUAUCAAGAAGAAUACCACCCAGGACAUACCUCCUUUGGUAUGUCAGUCUUCAACCUGAGUAAUGCGAUCAUGGGCAGCGGCAUCCUGGGUCUCUCCUACGCAAUGGCCAACACUGGCAUUGUGCUUUUUGUAGUCCUUCUCUUGGGUGUGGCCAUCUUGUCGUUGUACUCUGUUCACUUGCUGCUAAUGACUGCAAAAGAAGGAGGCUCUCUCAUCUAUGAAAAGUUGGGAGAGCGAGCUUUUGGCUGGCCGGGGAAAAUGGCUGCGUUUGGAUCGAUAACCCUUCAAAAUAUUGGUGCCAUGUCCAGCUACCUCUUCAUUGUAAAGUAUGAGCUGCCAGAAGUGAUCCGUGCCUUCAUGGGACUGGAGCAGAGCUCUGGUGAAUGGUACAUGAACGGAAACUACCUGGUUGUGUUUGUGUCCAUCGGUAUCAUCCUGCCUCUCUGCAUACUCAAAAACCUGGGCUACCUUGGCUACACCAGCGGAUUCUCCCUGUCCUGCAUGGUGUUUUUCCUGGGAGUGCUGAUCUAUAAGAAGUACAACCUCCCCUGCCCGAUGCCCUUCAUGUACCAUCAUACCAACCACAGUAUGAAUGGAACAGCCCUGGGGCCCCACGCCCUGCACAACGGCACCGUCCUCAUGGACUUCUCCAGAGCUGACAUGUCCCCCGCCUCCUAUCUGGACGGCCACCACACCUCAGGGGUCCGCUUCGAACCACACCCCGACGACGUGGAGGAGAUGUGCACGCCCAAGUACUUUGUGUUCAACUCUCAGACUGCUUACACUGUUCCCAUCCUGGCCUUCUCCUUUGUGUGCCACCCUGAAAUUCUACCCAUCUACAGUGAACUCAAAGAUCGCUCCCGUAGAAAGAUGCAGAACGUGUCCAACCUGUCCAUCCUGGCCAUGCUUGUCAUGUACAUGCUCUCAGCGCUGUUUGGCUACCUCACUUUCUAUGAAAACGUGGAGGCAGAGUUGCUCCACACCUUCACCAAGGUGUAUAAGUUUGACACCAUGCUCCUGCUGGUCCGUCUGGCUGUCCUGACUGCUGUCACCCUGACUGUCCCCAUUGUCCUGUUCCCUAUCCGUUCCUCCAUCAAUACCAUGCUGUUCAGCCAACGGGAGUUCAGCUGGGUGCGUCACAUGCUCAUCGCCGCCUUCAUCCUCCUGUUCAACAACCUGCUGGUCAUCUUCGUCCCCAGCAUCAGAGACAUUUUCGGCUUCAUCGGCUCCUCUGCAGCCACCAUGCUCAUCUUCAUCCUCCCUGCUGCCUUCUAUCUACGCCUGGUCAAGUCCGUGCCGAUGCGCUCCGUGCAGAAGAUCUCGGCGGCCAUUUUCCUGGUGGUGGGCAUCAUCUUCAUGUUUAGCAGCCUGUCGCUCAUCGUGAUGGACUGGAUCCACAACCCUCCCGGCUCCGGCGGUGGUCACUAAGAGGACCCCCCUUACCUCCACCCCCUCUCACCUCAAACCCCCUCCCCUGACUGUGCCUUGGGGGUAAGGUCACCGGGCCCGGGGGCGCCCCCACACAUCACCCACAGACUGAGUACAUCAGCGUACUGUAAAGGGGCGGUUCUCUUUUCUCAACCCCACCCCUUUCCACAAAGUAUUACUGGAGGGGACUACGUUCUACGACUGAAACAGACUCUUAAGUUCGUUAUUCUUUUUCUUUCUUGUUGUUGUUGGAUGGUUUAGUUCUAAAGAAUCCUCGACAACAGGGACUUGCCGAAAGGACACAAAGUAAUCAAGGAGGACGGUCACAAACGGGAGAAAAGACGUCAGGCGCUGCGGCUGUUGCAGCGCGCCCUGCCGUAGUUGUCUAGAUAGCCCAUCAACCCUACUCUGUGAUAUUACCUGAGCAGAGGAAAAAAUAUGAGCAGGGACCUCAACCAUUAAACGGUCAAGAGAACCCAAAAAGAACGAGAACUGAUCUGAGAGCUGCCACUAUUGGAGCUGGUUGUGACUACAGGCGUGGCUUCAGGGCCAUGGGCUCUGCACACUUGAAGAUUAGAGAGAGAGAGGUGAGACAAGGGUUCAAAAACAAAGAGCACUUUUAGCAUAUGUUUCAAGUUUUAAUGUAUUUUUAACACAUCCAGACACACACAAGAAACACACACACAUACAGCACGCCAUCUACACUAAUUGGAGCUAUUUGGUUACUGUCAAAAUCUAUUUUUGUACACCUAGGGGGAGUAAGAAAAGUCAAUGUAACCGUACAUAUGACCGCUGUAGAAUCUUUUUCCGAGCUAGAGCCUGGAAAAAGUUGUUCUGAGUGAUAUUUGUAAACUAGGUUUGUUAAAGUAGUUUCUAUUUUAUUACAAUCAAUCACAUCACCAAAGUUUGUGCGCACACAUAUUUCUCAGUGGCCAGUGUGUUGCUCUCAAAACAUCCCUUGACAGCAAUCAUCAGAUCAGACGUUAGCAAUCAUACACAUUGACAGACACAUACACCAAGUCAACAUUUUCAGCCAUGUCCAUUCUCCCAAUCAACACUUAACGUGAUGAUCAACACACACUGUCAGCCAUUUUGAAACCGCCCAGUAGACUGAGCUUCAAACAAGAGACUACAUUCAUUCUGUGUUAUUGUCGCAGAGAUUUGAAUGUUGCCAAGUUUCGAAUGUACCGGUACUUGGCCAAUGUUCUACUGAUCUACUGAAUGACAGUUUACGUGUUUCUUUCUUUGCCUUCUUGUUCACUCUUGUCCAAUAUGUCACGCUACAGACCCCUUGGGUCAAUUGCAGCGAACAUUACCAGGAGAUGAGCUUACGUUGUUGGCUUGAGAUCAUUUUCAACUUGUAACUCCAUCUCUUCCUCAACUUCAUGUGAAGUGAACUGUGCUAUGAAAUACAACUAGUGAACGCUAGUUUCAGUGAAGAGGAACAACAGAACUCUAUGAGAGUUAAAGAGAGUCUACUGGCAGUAUACCAUACAGGUUAUUUAACUAUUUGACUUGGCACAGCGAUCCUAUAACCCAUGAUAAUGUUUUUCUUCUAUCACAGUGUGUAAAACGAUAUCUUGUGACAAAAUUUAAUUGUGGAAAAAAAUAUUUUGGGUAAAAUAAGCAAUGGAUUGGACCUCCAGACUGUGCUGUUUCUGAGACACAAGAUAAGUUGUUUUAUCUGUGUUUGCAGUUCACACCUUAAAGGGGAAAUCUGCAGUUGCUACAUUUUUGGACUUAUAAAUGAAUGAUUUGUACCCAUUGAUUCUUGAAAAAUAUAAAUUGUGAAUGCCUCAAGAGCUUAGUUUAACCGUCGUACCCCAUCAGAACCCAAAAUAUAUGAUUGGUUUACUCCAAUGUUUGUAAACAACAUAAAUGUAAAACCAUCAUUUUGAUAUCAUGGAUGGUCAGUCCUUGCAUCCGUAUAUCUCAUCCUUCAGUUUUUUCCAGAUUAAACGGGGACUACACUUUGUUAUUGCUUCAACUGCUGAUUGCCCCUUUAAGUUCAAUAUGGGUCAUAAUGUCAAAUGUGGAGAAGAUUAGAGAAAUGAAAUUCAUCCACUGUUACUUAGCAGACUUGUCAUUUGGUGAUGUUUUUACCAGCGAUUUGUUUAUGGCAGAUUGCUGCUGAUAGUAGAGUUAACAUACACAGUAUGUGUUUAUUACUGUAAUUGUGACUCUUGUUACUGUAAUUUACAUAAUUUCAACGGACCAUAAUUUCUUAAAAUGCCCUAAUUAAUUAAUUAACACCACGAUAGAUUAAUUUCAAAAUAUUUUGCCGUUCUGAAAAAACAUUUGUCAGUAGGUGGCUACAUUAGCAGUUUGCAUUCAAAGCAGAGAAUACCUGUUUUCUAAGGUAUUAAAGCAGAUACGUGUUCCGAAUGGAUCCAGCCAGAAUGGACAACAUUUACAGAUCCUUUGUGGAUCUACAUAUGCAUGAAACAAAUUGAUAUUUCAAAUGAAAUGGUAUAGUAUGUGCAUGUUUUGGAUUACAAACAUAGUCUUUUCUGACAACUUGUAUAUGCUUUGUAAAUAAUCUUAUUAUAUGGUACUCACUGAAUUAUGUGAGUGGGGGGUUGUAAGGAUUUUUACCAGAAGUCUUUUACAAUGUUAUUUUAGUAUUCAAUGUUUUUGAUUUUGCUCUAUGAUGAUAUUUCUUUUUUUUAAUGGAAGCUUGUACAUUUGUAGAAAAUCUCUAUCCCCUUUCAUUUCUUUAUAGUUACAUAUCUGGAGUACCUGACCUUGAAUUAAUGAAAGGUUUGUCGGUAAUGUUGUCUGAUGCCUCAGUCCUACAGUGGCUGCAGGGUCCAAGUAGAAUCUCAGUGUUGAUGUCUUGCGAGACUUAGGUAGAUAUUGCCUAUGUUGAGCUGAAGUAUUUGAUUCAUGCCAUGCGGGUCGGUGCGCUGUCAAAAGAUCAAUGACGUUCAGAUCACAUGCUUUUAGUAAGAACCACCCAACAGUCACAUUUUAGAUGCAGACCACAUCGAUAGGGGCUGCUGGGUCUUUGCUGAAACUCCUCCUGAGCCUCAGUUACUGUAUGUGAAGAUAUAUUUCAUGAAGUAUAUUGACAAAAACCUUACUAUUGUGUGAGAAUGCAGAAACCAACCUUUGCCUUAAUAAUUGCAAACUUCAGUUAAUCUAGGGAGCAAACCUUAGGGUCAGGCAUGGCACCAGAUGUAAGACCUUGGUCAUACAGUGAUUUUGUCAUUCGUUUUUUAACAUUCAAAGUGGGCAUGUUUUUUCCCCCCAAUGAAGGACUAGAGCGGAGAGCGCAAAUGUUGGCGUCUCAGACACUCAAGAAGGGGGUCGGUUCGGGGCUCUUUCAGCGCUAUGCCCUCAAUAUCACUCAGGUACAACUUUAGACUGUCGUAGCAUGACAUGCUGUAGUCACGACAGUUGACUUUAAUAUAUGUUAAAUGAUCAAACACUCUGGCAUGAAAACUACAUGUCAUGCGUUUUGACAACGUAAAGUGGGCUUCAUGCCGGAGGGUUUAAGUAAUGUGUUACCCCAAAAGCAUCUGCCUUAUCUGUAACCUGGCCCGAAAGAAGCACUGGGUCAGCACCAGUGUCCUGCCGUUCAGUGUCUGCUUCCUGUGGAUCAACUAACAUUAAAAUUGUAUAUUUGCCUGAACAAAGGGGAUUUUUGUAUCAGUGAAGCUGUUUCAAUAUCAUGUAACAUGAACAAUAAAAAUGUGAAAUAAA
Salvelinus fontinalis (brook trout) is the source of this 5556-nucleotide messenger RNA. RefSeq names its product sodium-coupled neutral amino acid transporter 4-like. Gene Ontology annotation, molecular function: amino acid transmembrane transporter activity. NCBI's taxonomy places the organism in Eukaryota, Metazoa, Chordata, Actinopteri, Salmoniformes, Salmonidae. The transcript is spliced from 16 exons. The coding region runs from base 229 to 1851 and encodes 540 amino acids. The record is from RefSeq and is a predicted model, not a curated record. Gene Ontology annotation, biological process: amino acid transmembrane transport.